CAUACGGCCGGCUUCUUCCUGACCGAAAAACCAAAAAACCCCAUCUGACGCUCCGACGAGAAGGAGAGAAGGUGGAGGGAUCAUGAGAUCGCGGCCGUCCCCAAAACCACUCUCUUUCCUCUUCUUCUUCUUCUUCUUCAUCUAUGCCUCUCUCAAUCUCCUGUCUUCUUCUUCUUCUUCUUUCCCAGCAGCAGCAGCAGCGGCAGCAGUCGCUGUCGGAGUCGUCGGAGGAGGCGACGGCGACGGUGGCGCGGCGGUGAUGAGGGCGUCGUUCGCCGUCGAGGGCGACGUGGCGUGGGCCGUCCAGAUCAGCGACCUGCACGUCAGCGCCCACCACCCCGCCCGCGCCCGCGACCUCGUCCGCCUCCUCGCCCCCGCCCUCCGCCUCCUCCGCCCCUCGCUCCUCCUCAUCACCGGCGAUCUCACCGAUGCAAAAAACAAAAAAAGAACAAGCACACGGCAAGACGAAUAUGAAUGGAUUCUAUACAGGAACAGUAUGGAUGAGGUUGUUAAGCAAAGCGGUUUAGACAAACAUCGAAUAUUUGACAUUAGAGGCAAUCAUGACAAAUAUGGAGUUCCCUUUGUUGGACACAAGAUGGAUUUCUUCUCCACUCAUAGCAUUAACUCUCAACUAAACAGGCUAAGCACCAUUUACAGUAUUUCACUUCUGGGAAAUGAUAGACGGUAUCUCUUCAUUGGUAUUGAUGACACGAUGAGCAUCGGCAUUCGAGGGCCAUCCAACUUGUUUGGUCAUCCCACUGAUAAACGGAUUGACGUCGUCGAGUCAGAGCUUCAGUAUUGGGACAAUUCCACUGCCUUAAUAACUAAAGUUGUGUUCGGCCAUUUUCCUAUGUCGUUUACUGCUUCAUCCAAAACAGGAACUCGUUAUGAAAAUGUUUUUUCUAGGCAGCAGGUUUCUGCAUAUAUUUGCGGUCACCUGCAUGCAAAGCUCAGUAAGAAGCUUUGGAGGCUUCAUAAGGUUGAAACAGCUUCUAAUUCUCGAGAUAGAAAGAGGGUGCAUAACUUUUGGGAGUGGGAACUUGGUGAUUGGAAAGAAUCCAAAUUGAUAAGAAUUCUAGCUUUGGAUGGAGAAGCAGUUUCAUUCCUUGAUUUGGAACUGGAACAGGAGUUUCCAACGACCAUCUUAAUCACAUACCCAACCAAUUCAAGAAGUAUGAAUACAAUAACAACAGAUAGGCAUUCAAUAAGAAACGAUAUAAGCGCUCUUGUAUUCUCUCACCAUAUAAUCCUUAAUGUGACUGCUAAGGUUUUCGACUCAUCAAGAAAUUUUAAGAUAGUCGAAGAGAUACCUCUUCAGCUAGUUACUAGUUCUAGUUCUACUGUUUAUAAGCCCUUAUUUCAUGCCAAGUGGAAUGCCGAAAGCUACAAAAGCACUUCUCCAACUCGCUACUGGGUGCAGGUUUUUGCCCUAGAUUCUCAGGGCAAGCAGAUAUUGAGUGAGCCAAGGCCAUUUUCAGUUGACGGUAAACUGGUAACUCCCUCGAGGUCGUGGUUGAAUUAUUUGGUUUUUGAAAUUCGCUGGGAGAUUCUAUACUCAGUUCUUUUGCGGAGCAAUUUAGGGUUUCUCAUUUUGAUGUUACUUUCAAAAUUUCUAAAUCAUUUCUGGGAGAGAAAUAUGUCAUAUGGAAAAUGGGCUAUGUCUGUCUUCUCCUCGCCGAUCCAUAAGCGGAAGCUAUCCUUUUGGGUACUCUGGUUUUUGAUAGAGGGCUCAAGGAAUAGGAUAUUUUGGCUUUCAAUAGCGGUGUAUCUUCUUUGGCUGAUCAAAAUGCCUUGGUUUUGGGGUUAUGCGACAUCUGAGGAAGGAGAAAUUGGCGUGAUGUAUUUAUCCGGUUGGAAAUUAAAGGCUCCAAAUAAUCCUGUAGUGGUUGAUAAAUUAGCAAGUCCAGAUAUAAUGGUCAUUGCCUUGCCUGUCAUGUAUUUGGUGGUGACUCCUGUGAUAGUUAUUACAUAUGCCUUGUUUGCCGAAAGGUCGGCUUUUCACUUCAGCGGCAGCAGGAAAUCAAAGUGCUUAAGAAGUCCGGUUAAUUUGAACACGGAAUCAAAACAACACUCAGCAAAGAUUGAAUCCUUCGUGUUUACUUGUGGGGGUGGGGCAAGAAAGAUACUCUUGUUCUUGUGCAUGAUCAUCACUUUGGUACAUUUUAAGAUCUGCACAGCCCUCAUGUGGGCUUAUGGAGCUGCGCCUGUGGCCUUGUCACCUGCAUUAUGUUGGGUGCCGCCGUUAUUAUUGGUUGCAGCUGUGUAUUCUACAGCAACCACUGCAGAGUAGGAGGCAUUUAGCUCACGGUUGUCGACGAAAUCACAUCAUUAACCAUUCGAUGAUAACUGAGGGUCGGUGCUUUGGUUUUCUGUAGCCCUCUAUCCGCACCAAAAUGCGGUGGGCCUUUAUAUGAAAUGUAACCAAGCUGUAAAUAUCUGGUUAUAAUCUACUGGAUUGCAAAAUCACAGUGAGAUAUUACUUUCACCAUGUGAAUCUAUUGGCUUGUCUAUUUAAUGAUCAUCUGUGUAUUGUAGCUCUGUAUGCAAUUAUUGAGAAUUUCUUCUCUUGAUCAA
Ananas comosus (pineapple) is the source of this 2574-nucleotide messenger RNA. Its product is annotated as putative metallophosphoesterase At3g03305. The transcript is spliced from 4 exons. Lineage: Eukaryota; Viridiplantae; Streptophyta; Magnoliopsida; Poales; Bromeliaceae. The record is from RefSeq and is a predicted model, not a curated record. Bases 83 to 2290 code for a protein of 735 amino acids. Gene Ontology annotation, molecular function: hydrolase activity.